Messenger RNA from Sapajus apella (tufted capuchin), 3214 nucleotides. RefSeq names its product flotillin-2. Gene Ontology annotation, biological process: protein localization to plasma membrane; regulation of myoblast differentiation. Bases 396 to 1535 code for a protein of 379 amino acids. The record is from RefSeq and is a predicted model, not a curated record. Gene Ontology annotation, cellular component: plasma membrane. NCBI's taxonomy places the organism in Eukaryota, Metazoa, Chordata, Mammalia, Primates, Cebidae. The transcript has 10 exons.
CCAGAUCACCUCUGCCCAUUGUCUUGUUCUGUUCUGUUCUUUGUAAGCACUUACAUUCUGAACUAUUCACUGGGUGUCCUUUUCUUUACGUAAUUUGCCUGUGUACCAAGCUAGAUUUUAAGUCCCGUAAGGGCAGGGAGAACUUCUCUCUCAUGUGUGUAACCUCAGCACCAGGCACCCAACAGUAGGCAUUGUCAAGUAUCAGAGCAGGUAAAGGACAAAAGUUGCUAUCAGUGGGCUAGGGAGCAGACAGACCCAAGAACCAACUGACUUGCAGUGGUUUGCUUUGCUCCCCAGGGGGCUGUUGUGGUUCCGACUAUAAACAGUACGUGUUUGGCGGCUGGGCCUGGGCCUGGUGGUGUAUCUCCGACACUCAGAGACUGUCUCUGGAGGUUAUGACCAUCCUGUGUCGCUGUGAGAAUAUUGAGACGUCGGAGGGGGUUCCACUAUUCGUAACAGGGGUUGCACAGGUGAAGAUCAUGACAGAGAAGGAACUCCUGGCUGUGGCUUGUGAGCAGUUUCUGGGUAAGAAUGUGCAGGACAUCAAAAACGUCGUCCUGCAGACCCUGGAGGGACAUCUGCGCUCCAUCCUCGGGACUCUGACAGUGGAGCAGAUUUAUCAAGACCGGGACCAGUUUGCCAAGCUGGUGAGGGAGGUGGCUGCCCCUGACGUUGGCCGCAUGGGCAUUGAGAUCCUCAGCUUCACCAUCAAGGACGUGUAUGAUAAAGUGGACUAUCUGAGCUCCCUGGGCAAGACACAGACUGCUGUGGUACAGAGAGAUGCUGACAUUGGUGUGGCCGAGGCUGAACGGGACGCAGGCAUCCGGGAAGCUGAGUGCAAGAAGGAGAUGCUGGAUGUAAAGUUCAUGGCAGACACCAAGAUUGCUGACUCUAAGCGAGCCUUUGAGCUGCAAAAGUCGGCCUUCAGUGAGGAGGUUAACAUCAAGACAGCCGAAGCUCAGUUGGCCUACGAGCUGCAGGGGGCCCGUGAGCAGCAGAAGAUCCGGCAGGAAGAGAUUGAGAUUGAGGUUGUGCAGCGCAAGAAGCAGAUUGACGUGGAGGCGCAGGAGAUCCUGCGCACGGACAAGGAGCUCAUCGCUACGGUGCGCCGGCCUGCCGAGGCCGAGGCCCACCGGAUCCAGCAGAUCGCCGAGGGUGAAAAGGUGAAGCAGGUCCUCUUGGCACAGGCAGAGGCUGAGAAGAUCCGCAAAAUCGGGGAGGCGGAGGCAGCAGUCAUCGAGGCGAUGGGCAAGGCGGAGGCUGAGCGGAUGAAGCUCAAGGCAGAAGCCUACCAGAAAUACGGGGAUGCAGCCAAGAUGGCCUUGGUGCUGGAGGCCCUGCCCCAGAUUGCUGCCAAAAUUGCCGCUCCACUUACCAAAGUCGAUGAGAUUGUGGUCCUCAGUGGGGACAACAGCAAGGUGACAUCAGAAGUGAACCGACUGCUGGCCGAGCUGCCUGCCUCUGUGCAUGCCCUCACGGGCGUGGACCUAUCUAAGAUACCCCUGAUCAAGAAGGCCACCGGUGUCCAAGUAUGAGGCUCCUGCAGGCACACUCUCUUCGGCAGCCACCCGGCCCUCCCUCCAGCACCCGUUUUAAUCCCACAGGAACAACGGGAAUGUUACUGACUGGUGCCUUAUCUUGAAGGGACCAGAAGUGCUGUGUGUUCAGGCCAUCUCUGGCUGCCUUCCCAUCUCUCCUGUCUCUGUCCACCUCUUCCUCUCCUUUACCCCACGUUCACUGCCACUUUCAUCGGGUUUGUCUCUCAUCUCCCUGUGUCUUCCUUUGUCUUUUUCUCUCCCCCCAUGCACAACAUGUAGUAUAAGCUGAAGAUGUUUAUUACAAUCACUCUCUGUCUAUGGGGGGUGGCCCCGCUGCUCCUCAGAAUCCUGGUGCCUUGAAGUUCUCUGUGUAUCUGUCCGUCCUCCCUAGGGCCCUGGCCAGAACUCAGCAUGGGCAGGGGUUCUGGGUAGGACGGUCACUGUCCCCUCUCCUGGACUUAUCUUCCCAGCCCUAAACCCUGCCCCAGGAAGCCCACAACCUCAGCUGCUGAUGCCCCUCUAGGCCUGGGCAGCCAUGGCCUAUAGGGUCCAGAACCACUGUCCUUCCCCUCAUCUGCCCCAGGCCCCGGCUGGCACUCAUACCCUGUAUUCUUUCCUACUGCCUUAGGAGGCCCCUGCUUGUGCUCAGGGAAGGACUCUUCAUGGGCAUGUUCCUGCUGGGGCAGUGGGGCUUGGUCCCAACUCUGCUAAGUUUUCUGAGAUCAGAGUCUAGCCCUGUUGGGGACAGAAAAGUAUGUAGACCUUCCUGCUAGGGCUGCAGUGUCCUGGGUUUUGGGCCCUUCCAGUGGGCAAGGCUGUGCCAACCCUGUACAGAAUCGAGGGCUAUAGCCUGGCCAGACCCCAGAGCCCUUGUGCUAUCUUUCUUCCUGGCCAGAGUGAUAGGAUUCCAGUCAUAAGGAAGCAGCCCAAUCCUCUGCCUCCUUGCUCCAAUGGAGGCAGAAGAGCCCAGGACACAAGCGUCCUGGCAGGGGUGCUGUGGGUGUCCAGUGGUCCCGGCUCCCCACCCUGGCCCUGCCCCAGCCUGUGUAGCUCUUCCUGCAUGUGGAUGCUGCAUGUCUGGUCUGGGGCUUGGAUGUUGCACUGCCCCACUGCCUGUCCCUUCUGGUAAAAUAAAGAUUUCUUAAUGCCCACGCCAGCAUUGUGUCUUCUGUGAGGAGAGAGACUGAGAGCCAAGAACCAACCAGGUCCCUCCCCUUCUUUAGCAUCAAGGCAGCUUUUAGCCUGUUCUUCCCCACCCUAGCCACUGGGGGGCAACAGCACACUGGCCUUGCCCCUAGUAGAGCCUUGGGCAUGACUGAUUGGCCAAGAUGCUGAGGCCAGACCCCAACCCUGGAACACCUAGUUCCAUCACAGGCAGAAGGUGGAGGGGGCGAGCAGGGUGCAGUUGCAUACACCUGUAGUCCCAACUACUCAGGAGGCUGAGAUGAGAGAGGAUUGCUUGAGCCUAGGAGUUUGAGGCCAGCCUGGGCAACAUAGCAAGACCCCAUCUCUUAACAAAACAAAAGUUGGAGGAAGCUGUCAGGUUCACUGCACCUCUGUACCAGUGUACUGAGCCCUACUCAGUAAUGGAGCCCAUCUCUCAGGCUUAAGAGCUUAGAUUCUGAAGUAAGGCAGUUUUGGUUUAAAUUUCAGCUUUUUGUUUAUAGCCAUUACUG